Messenger RNA from Symsagittifera roscoffensis, 4535 nucleotides. RefSeq lists its product as uncharacterized. NCBI's taxonomy places the organism in Eukaryota, Metazoa, Xenacoelomorpha, Acoela, Convolutidae. The transcript is spliced from 2 exons. The record is from RefSeq and is a predicted model, not a curated record. The coding region runs from base 2036 to 4354 and encodes 772 amino acids.
AAAAAUAUUUUCAAGACCAUUUAUCCACGAGGGAAAGGACCAACAGACAGGCUUUACAGCUCAUCAUGGCAAACCGCUGUUGUGCCCCUGCUUAAGAACUACAUGAACGCUUUAAAAUUUUCAAGAAAUACAUGCAAAUAGGGAUCAGCUCUUCCAUUAGGUUAAAAGUAUUAUUUUUUAGCUAAUCAGAUUUGAGCAUAGUACAUGCAGGCCUUACUGAUUGAAUUUUUGAUUUCACUUUAGGGGUGAUUGUUCACUUGGUCUAUUGAAGGGAGGGAUUGCUCAGAUGGGCCUUAGUUUUAUUAGUUUUUAUUAGUGAAAGUUACUUAAACGGACAAUGAGAAGAAACGAUCAUUUUUAUUAGAGGGGGAAACCUACAAAUCAGUUGUGUUUUCUAUCCAUUUUUUGCAGAAAAACUAUCAAAAACUGACGAACUUGAAAAUAAAAAUUGAAUAUGGAAUCACACAUUAAUUGGAUCUGAUCAAAUUUUGUGAGGGUUCUUUUCUUUCCUUUUAGAUUAUUAUCUGCACCUGGCAUUUUUUUAGGCAAUCCUGCUAACAUAACUCAAAAAACAGGAGCAGACCUUUCGAAUGUUCAAAUGAAAUAAGACGAGGUCAACUGAAAAGGUCAUUUUCUAGUUGAAGAGAAGCAUCGAAAAAAACUAGUAUAUUUAGAGUACCAAUACCAAUAUCAGUUCAGACUUGCCUUAAUUGAAUCAAAUGGUCUGUUCAGGAAAUAAUUUACAUGUCAUACUGAAGAGAAUAUAUACUACUAUGCUAUGCUAGUUGCACUGACGCAUCCAUCGUACAUGAGAUAUCUUGUCUAUCACUUGAGUUUUAAACAAAUCCAAGUUGAGCUAAAUUUUUAAGGUGCGUAAUGGUCUAGUCUGUUUGAAUGUGAACUAAUCCUCAGCUAAAAUCAAAUCAAUUCUACUCUUAAUCUGUCUGCAUACUACAGUUACAUGUACAUGACUGCACUUAGGGUUGAUUUGAUUGAUGGUCAUUAUGAUUUGAUGGCCACCAUUUCCUGAUCAUAGUUGUCUGAAUUUAGAUACCCAAGGAUCCCGUGCAACCAUGUCAACUCCUAAGAUUCUCCUAGCUCCUAGAACAUGCAAUGGUAUAACACUUGCAUUAUUAUUCCACUCCACCAAACUUCCAUAAUAUAAAGUGAAAAAGUCAUGCACAAAACACUAGGACAUUAUUGAGUGAUCAAGAAAGCAUCGUGUUGUUUAAAGUGUAAUUGAGGCAUAAAUUGUGGUUGGAAGUUGUGGGCAUUGGUAGGCCUAUGGCUAAAAUAGAGCUGAACAAACAAACAUAUUUCUACAUAGUUAAACACCAUUCACCACACAACACAACACAGAACUCACUUACUAAUUGUGUACUAAACAGAACAUACAAUCUCUCUUACUCUUGAGUCUUUUCUCGACAUAUUAGUUAGUACAUAAAGAUAACUAGCAGAAUAUAGCAGCCAGCAGAUCAUAGAUUAGUAUUACUUUAUUACUGUGAUAGAAACGAUACAGAUUACAAAAAGUAGACUUAGCAAUAGAAUGAAUUGAGCACAUAGAAUUCUCUCAUAGAGCAUAUUAAACAGAAUUGUUCAAUUGAGAACAGAUCGAAUCAAAUCAUCGAUCGAAUCAUUACUAAAUCAUACUAUUUUAUAGUCCUCAAUAAUUGCCUAUCUAUUUAGUGUUCUCCUCUCUUUUUUGCACCUUUUAUCACCCACUCAAUUAAUUACACAAACCAACCUGAAUUUCACAAAUCAAAUUUAUUCAAGGCAGAAAGCCACUCAAAAGUCAGUUACUAUAAGUCAUGAAAAUCAUAAAACUUUGCAGCUUCUAUCCAUGUGUAACAACUCAAAGAUUUUGAUUCACAACUGACAAAAAAUCUACGAAUGACUUCGACAGCGGAACAGAAAAACCACGUGACAACUUGAUCUCAAGCCACUGUUAUUAACAAGAAUCAUCUUCAGGAGCAAACCACUUAUUAACUCACUUAUUGGAAUAUCAGAAUCAAAUUGAAUCGGGAUUGGGAUCGAAAUGAUGAACCCAGCCACAGCUCCAUCAUACAUGCAAGGAUACCCAGGGAACCCUAACAUGCAGAUGCAAGCUAUGGGCCAGCCUAACAUGAUGGACUCCUCGGUAGCAAUGUCUCAGGGCGGGAACCCCGGAGGUGUAGUAGUCACAUCAUUCAACGGGGGAUCCUCCACUUCCAAUCCGUCUCACAUGUCCGUCCAACAAACUCCCAAUGCCACUGUGAUCCCAACUGGCAUGUCCAAUGGCCAUAUGAUGACCUCAGGACCUCCCGGAUCCCUACCCAUGCACAUGACUCGCCAGGUGCCUCCAAAUGGAGCCAUGUACCCAGCCGGACACCCUGCAAACAUGGCCAUGAUGAAAGGUCACGCUGUCAAUCCGAACGCCAAAUACGCUGCAGGCCCUAUGAUGCCAGCGGGCAUGAACGGGAACCCUCACAAUGCUGCAAUGAUGAUGGGAAACGGACCAAUGAGUGCACAACAGAUUGCCAUGUAUAGCAACAACAACACAGUGCCAUACAGUCCCCACGGAAUGUACCAGCAACAGUUCCCAAUGGGGGCAAUGGGAGGCGCUUCUCAGCAACGGGGGAUGCCCAAACAGAUGAUGGGCAACCAGAUGAUGAUGAGUCAAGAAAUGGCAGCAGCAGCCGCAGCACAGCAGAAUCGAGUGAUGAAUUCCAUGAACGGAGGUCCCCCCAAUGGAAUGAAUAGAGUCGGGGGACAACCUCAAAACGGAAUGAACCCGAACAUGUAUCCACCGGGACAAGUUCAUAUGAAUCCUCAGCAGCAGCAGCAGUCCAUGCAGACACAGCACAUGUUUCAAGGCAUGGUUCCCAAUAGCAGUCAUUCCAUGUCAACUCAACAACAGCAAUCUCUGAGCAUGCAGCAGUCAGCAUCAAUGGCAGCAGCAGCAGCCGCGCAGAACGGCGUCUCAACCGCCAAUAUGAACGCCAACAUGCUGAACCGACAACAACAACAGCAAAAACUGAUUGCUUUACAACAACAACAACAACAUUUCCAGCAACAGCAGCAGCAACAACGGGUUUCGCAACAAAUGGCAAUGCGACAGGCUAUCACACCACCAGCAAACCUCGGUAGCGAUACGAGCCAAGGUAUGAUGAUGAACCCAAACUACCCCCAAGGUCCUAUGCCAAUGGGGCCUAAUGGCCGACUAACAAUGAAAGAUCAGCAAAAUAGUUCGAUGGGUGGACCAAACAGCAUCAAUGGACCUAUGCCCUCGCCUGCUUCUGCUCAACAGCAAAUGACAGCUUCAAUGACGAUGAUCGGAGCGCCUCAUUCAGUUCCUGCGAGUCAUGAAGUGAUGCCAGUUUCACCUCAAGUCCAACCCAACCAAUUAGGUAUGCAUGGUCAAAACAUGGGGUCCAUGAACCCUCUGAUGACGUCAGCGAGCAAAAGACAGACGGCGACGCCUCCGAGCGCCAGUCCCAUAUCGAACCAACAUCCGAUGAACAAUCCAGCACAGCAUCCGAACAACAAUUCCUCCUCUUCUCGCGCCACUCCUAGUCCAAUCCAUCAACGCAAACAUUCGUCGUCUGCUUCACUAAAGCGACGGUCGAGCUCCACCUCGUCAUUCAACAACGACUGCAACAAUCCAAACGACCCCAACAAACCCUCGUCUAACAACGCGACAGAUGAUAUUUCGGGAGAACCCAGUAAGAUCUGCCGACUGUCCUCAUCGACGAACAUCGAUGCGACUAAUCCUAUGAGCUUUAACUGCACGACCAACAACGCCACCAGCAUUCGAAAUCCCAUGUCCACUGGGGGUCCGAGUAGUACUUCGUACAGCACACUUACACUUUCUCAGCUAAACGACAACAGUCGAAAAGACAGUACGUGUAGUAGCAGCAACACCGACACUCACAGCAGUCCCGACAGUGGAAUGGGAGACUCAGUAGGCGAGAGCAGCAACGUCUGUGGCAUGAACAACACCAGCAACAACAACAACAACAAUUCUCAGAACCCGCUUAGCAGACUAAUGCCGAGCAACAACAACAACAACAACAACAACAGCAUCCGAACCAGCACUGAGGAGAUGCUUGAAAACCUGAUACAGGAACUGGGCAUCGAGAAACUGGACCACUUACCCGAAUUGGUCGACAUUUUUUCAGAUUGCAACGACUCCGUAUUUUCCUCCAACACGACAUCUUCAAACACGACAAAUCCGAAUCAAACGACAGCAAGUCACGGCUACUCAACGACUAACAAUUCGGCAAGCUCCACUUCUGCCACAGAUACAAAAAUGAAACAGUCGCUUUUGAGUUGCUCGGCUCAGAGAACCACUAACCCAAUCGGCCAAAAAUGUUAAACGAACAAAAUGACAGACAAAUGAGAAAUAAUUUACAAAUAGACGAUGGAAAGAUGAUUAUAAAAACUAGUUUUGUACUAAAACAAAUAAACUUUGCAAAUAUGUUGGCCAUCGACUUUUCGUAAUAUUUAAAUGUCCAUUUAGGUUUCUUUUUCUUUCUUAAAAUAUCCCAUAUUUAAUU